UAUUGACCAUAGUACUGUCUCAUCUUCGUUCAUUCACCAUGCUUACUGUAACCAAAACAAAAACACGUACUUAAACUCGCCUUCAGCCUUUAGCCAUCAUUUGUGGUACCUUUCUUGUAAAAUAGUGUGCUUGUUUUUAUUUCUAUUUUGACAAUAUGUCUGGUGGUGAAAUAGAUUUAGUUAACAGAGAUCCAAAUGGUUUGAACGCUCACUUAGGGUCACUACAUUUCAAUGAUGUAUUCGGAGAACCUGAUGGUAUACACAGUAUUGACUGUGUCUGGAAGUUAUCAGCCAAAUGUUUCGACUGCUGGAAGCUGUUAUGUUACAACAUCCUGACCAUCAUCUAUGGUAUCUUUAUUGCUGCUGAAUGGGGAUGUGAAUUCGCCAUCAUUGCUUUCUACCAUAUCUGGAUUAUCUCACCAUGUAUGAAGAUCAUCGAGAUUAACUGUGGAGUUUGUCAGCGAAUUUAUGCAUCCUGUGUUAAUUGCUGUGUUGUGCCAUGUUGCGAGGCUUUGGGUUCAGUGUUCCAUCAUUUUAAGAAAUGAGGAGAUAUUUGGAGUGUUUUAUAAUAAAUCUAAUAUAUUAAACAAUAUUUUGAACACGUUUCCUGCUAAAAACGAACAGGACCGUUUUGAAACUUUUGAAAUACACUCAUCGAUAUUAUUUGACCUACUGUGAUAUUUAUGAAACAGUUUAAAUAAAUAUUCUGUUAUUG
Molecule: messenger RNA, 715 nt
Organism: Mytilus trossulus (common blue mussel)
Lineage: Eukaryota; Metazoa; Mollusca; Bivalvia; Mytilida; Mytilidae
Product: caveolin-1-like
Exons: 2
Coding region: 156-545 (129 amino acids)
Biological process (GO): caveola assembly
Cellular component (GO): caveola; plasma membrane
Molecular function (GO): molecular adaptor activity
Source: RefSeq, a predicted model, not a curated record